Messenger RNA from Anguilla rostrata (American eel), 3519 nucleotides. Its product is annotated as BTB/POZ domain-containing protein KCTD16-like. Lineage: Eukaryota; Metazoa; Chordata; Actinopteri; Anguilliformes; Anguillidae. Gene Ontology annotation, cellular component: presynaptic membrane; postsynaptic membrane; signaling receptor complex. The record is from RefSeq and is a predicted model, not a curated record. Bases 843 to 2087 code for a protein of 414 amino acids. The transcript is spliced from 2 exons. Gene Ontology annotation, biological process: protein homooligomerization; regulation of G protein-coupled receptor signaling pathway. Gene Ontology annotation, molecular function: protein binding.
UCCCAGGAUGGUUUCUCCUAGUACCGCUCAAGCAACUUGAGUAGACGUUUUUUAAGCAGUGUACAACCGUCUUGGCUCCAUCAACAACCUAUUCACUCAGUGACAGAUACUUAAAAUCUUCCGAGAACAAAUAAGCAAUAACAUACCACAAGCUAAGGAUGGAGAAGAACAACUAAUUGCGUAGCCUACAUGUUAAAUUGACCAAAUCGAUGGGGACGGUAGCCUAUUGCGUCGUAUGAAUAAUGCUCUUUGUGAAGUUCCCACAUCCCGUACCAGAUCAGUAAAAUCCAUCGCAUUCCGAAGGAGUUGAAAACGCUCCAGAUCGCCUACUCUGCUAAAACUGCUGAAGUAGCCAUUAACUUGGAGAUUUCUUAUCCAGGUUCAAAGUGAGGGGAUUUAGCUUACUUUUUUUGCUUGAACAAAGGUAGGACCUUGACAGAACACACCAAACGCCGGUUCGUUUGAUAACCCGAUUCAUAUUCGCAAGCUAUUUCCUUACGAAAUAUUUGAAGGUUACAUUUCUAAAACUACUUCGUUUCUCUGGUGAUUUAGAAGCAGUGGUUGGCGUCUUAAAGACCAAAAUAGCCUAAAGAUGUCAUGCAAAAUCGCCCAUUUCUAGCAAGUGUAAAUAAUUCAGUAAAUAGGCUAACCUUAGGCUAUAUCUAUGUAGCCUAGGUUAGUAUUUCUCGUAAGUGAAAUCGUCUUUUUAUUUUUGAAAUGAGUUUGAAUUGAUAUGUAGGCUAGUAUCGUUUGUUAAAAAUAUUACGGAGGAAUGGAAUGUAGCCUAUAGGCUACUUCUGCAAAUAGACCAGCGCUAGGCAUUUUGUGUGUAGUUUGGAACAAUGGCAUUGAAUGAAAACUGCAGGACAUACCCGCCGCCCAAAGAAGGUCAGAAUAAUUUCCCCGACGUUGUUGAACUCAAUGUUGGGGGGCAGCUAUAUUCCACUCGCCGUGCCACUCUAAUUACCAUUUCCAAUUCACUGCUAGGAAGAAUAUUCUCUCCUAAGACAGAUCUUACCAGUGCCCUGCCGCGGGAUCCUAAAGGGCGCUACUUUAUCGACAGAGAUGGGUUUUUAUUUCGGUAUGUUUUGGACUACCUCAGAGACAAGCAGGUCGUCCUACCUGACCACUUUCCAGAAAGGGAGAGACUAAAGAGGGAGGCAGAAUACUUCCAGCUGCCGGAGUUUGUGAGAAUUUUGACCCCUGACGACUUGAAACAAAGUCCGGAUGACAAUUCCCAUAGUGAUUUCGAAGACGCUUCACAUGGGAGGAUAUGCCCUUCGUCGUCUUUUGUUUCAGAUGACAGAAAGUAUGGGUUCAUUACGGUCGGUUAUAGAGGUUCGUCGUGUACCACGGGCAGAGAAUUCCAGGCCGAAGCAAAGUUUAGACGGGUAUCCAGAAUUUUGAUUUGCGGGAGGAUUUCAUUGGUGACAGAGGUCUUCGAGGGGACCCUGAACGAGAGCCGGGACACUGACAGGCCGUACACCUCUCGGUUUUACCUCAAGUUCAAACAUCUGGAGAGAGCUUUUGACAUGCUAGCUGAAUGUGGAUUCCAUAUGGUUGCAUGUAAUUCGGCGGUGACAGCAUCAUUGGUCAGUCAUUGCACUGAUGGCAAUAUCUUGUCAAGUUACACAGAAUACGUCUUCUUUCGUGGGCCAUCACAGAGCUCAUCAACCCUUCACUGCUGCUGCAAGAGCCACGGGGGUGACCUACAGGAGGAGAGUGGCACCUCUUUCAACGAGCUCUCUACCUCUAGCUCAGAGAGCCAAUCAGAGUCCAGCUCGCCCCACAGUACAGGGCUAAGCAGCCCAGUGAAACGACGCGCCAACUUACAGACACUGGACCGUCCGCCGAAGAAGGGGACUGUUCAGAUGCUGCAGCAGUCAGAGCUCCACAGGCUCCGCACAUUGACCGGAAGCUCAGGUGACACUAGCGCCUACAGGAAGAAGCUGGCCCCAGAAAGGAUGAGCAUUGAGGAGGAGCUAGAGAAAUGCAUCCGGGACUUCCGCAGGAUCAAAAUCCCUGAUCAGUUCCCUGAAAGAAAGUACGUGUGGCAAUCAGAACUCCUCAGAAAGUAUCACCUCUGAUAAGACCAAUCGUCAGGCACAUGAACAGCAAGCAGAAACGUGUGCAGAUGUACUGUACUGUAUGUUUUUAUCUCAGACUUCUCUCUCAGGCAUAAGAAUGCUCGAAAAACAAAACUACAUUUUUUAUAUGGCAUAUUGUACCAUGUAAAAGCACAAUCUAUGGCUUCCAGCAUUACUGACUCAGUACAGUUAAUGUCUAGCAUUGAAAAGUUACAAUAUUCAUGUUUGAGUUUACAUGAGUUUCCCAUGAGUUUCUUCUGUACCUUCUAAUGCCUAUAAGCACUAUGGGAUUAUUAAUUUAACUCAGGGGACUAGCUUAUAUUUACCAUUUCUAUUUCCUCUUUCAAUUCUGGUGCAGACAAACAUUAUAGAACUGUCCUUAAAAACAUAUGACACUGCAAACUGCAGGUGACUUUUAUACUCUACCCUGUGGUGAUGCCUGCAACAGUUAGCACUGAUACAGUCAAGAUAAGACAUGAGACCAGUGCAUCCAGUGGUUUUAGCAGUGUAGCUCACCUGGCAGCCCCCUCGACCAUGCAUUCUGUGGAAAUAUAUGGCAAGUUUGUGAAUUGGUAGUCAAAUAUGUAUUCAUUGUUUAUAUAAGAGUGCAGACAUAUUAAAGCACUAAAAAACAUUUUAUACCUAUGUGGAGAGAUCAAGAAAUUUCCAGUUAAUCUCACCAGAGGUGGAAAGUCCAGGGGUCAGAAAGUAAAACUCCUGCGCAUGCGUUCCAUCCACCCAGGAACUCAGCCAGCUGGUUUCAUUAAUUAGUUCUGGCUGCUGGCUGAAGAAUUGUGCUAAUUAGCAAAUUUGGGGACUGGAACAAAAUACUGGGGAGGACUUUUACUUUCUGAACCCAAAUUUUCCACCUCUGAAUCUCACAAAUUUUAUGAAUCAAGAUAUUUAUUUAUUUGCCUCUAUAGGAUAUUUUAUUUCUGUUUUUCAAAAGAGUACAAUCCUGGACACUGAGAAUAAUUACAAGCAAAAAUGACAUGUAUUCAUUAAAAUCACAAUGAAAGUAAAUCUUUCCUUGCUGGCAGACAUUACCAGUGAGAUCUAUGGCCUCAAGCAUGUGAAAGUCUCUCCAGUCCUGGGGGAUGUGUGCCAGAAAUCCUAUACUGUACUGUACCCUAAAGUCUUACAGUAAAUGCAAAGGGGUAUUUCCCAACACAACACAGGUUCAGUAUUAAAAAACUAUAUAAUGAUGCAGAAAAUAAUAAUAAUUAUAAUAAUAAUGUAAUAAAUGCACAUAUUCAAUAAAAUUGUCUGUUCAGGUAUUCAGUCUAAUAUUUGGUACGAAGUAGACACAAUGGCCGUUUAUUGUCCAAUAUACAUAUACUAUAUGCAGACCUGCCAACCUGCACGCAUUUUGUGUACCAACCACGCAAUUCUUGGUCAAAAUACGCAGGUACGAAAUGCCAGCUGAAACUAC